AUGAAGAAGGAAGAGCAGAGCGAUACGGCAGCGCUCAAGAUAAGAAGGAAUGAUCGAAAUGAUACGGCGACGUUGAAGAUUAAAGAAAGCCAAAGACGCUGCGUUUCCUCAGAGAUCAAAUUCCCCAGAUCUGGACUUUGUUCUCACAAGCUCAAAUCCGCCACGUUCCUAUCAUCGGAGCUCGUCCUAGCUCCCGCCUCGGUAACCAACACGCUCCACUACGACGUUGGCUUCCCGACUGGCCACAUCGGCAUCAAGAGCUUCCACGUCGAGCCCGUCGACUCCUCCGGCCGCCCCAUCCCGCUCUACGAGACGUAUCUCCAGUCUCCACCAUUGGGAUCUGUUCCGAUACGUCGUCCCCAAGGGCACUGGUGGUAG
Messenger RNA from Linum tenue, 378 nucleotides. The record is from the annotation of a GenBank genome assembly. Lineage: Eukaryota; Viridiplantae; Streptophyta; Magnoliopsida; Malpighiales; Linaceae.